This is a messenger RNA of Chiloscyllium plagiosum (whitespotted bambooshark), 1547 nucleotides long. Its product is annotated as RNA-binding protein 4B-like. The record is from RefSeq and is a predicted model, not a curated record. Gene Ontology annotation, molecular function: zinc ion binding; mRNA binding. Gene Ontology annotation, cellular component: nucleus. NCBI's taxonomy places the organism in Eukaryota, Metazoa, Chordata, Chondrichthyes, Orectolobiformes, Hemiscylliidae.
GGUGUGCAACAACAUACCCAGACAGCUCGAUGGGAAGCACCCAUCAUUCAAAAGCCACAUCAGCUCUUAACAACAAAUAAACCGAAAUAACUGCGAACGCUGUAAAUCGGAACCGAAGUUCUCAAGAAACGUCAAUUCCAACUUCCCUCCACAGUUGCUGCCAGAUCUGCUGAGUUCUCUUUUCCAGCAAUGUUUUGCUUGUUGUUGUAGACUCUUGGCGGCAUCUCGAACCGAAACCGUUUGGAACCGAUGGAGCGGAAAUGACGUACGCCCGCUCCGCUCUUCUCUCUGGUCGUGUUGUCGUUCCUUUUGCGGUUGAGUUUUUUUUAAAAAUACGGGGGAACGCGUACGGCGGGAAGAAAAAAAAUAAUAAAGAAAGAUGGUGAAGAUUUUCGUGGGUAAUCUACCGCGGCCAACCACCGCCGAUGAGAUCCGGGCCUUGUUCGAGAAGUACGGCACCGUGAGCGAGUGCGACCUGAUCAAGAAUUAUGGCUUUGUGCAUAUGAAGGAUCGGGAAGCAGCAAAGGAGGCGAUUGAGAACCUCCACCACUACAAGUUGCAUGGUGUCUCCAUUAAUGUGGAGGCAAGCAAGAGUGUGUCCAAGUCCUCGACGAAGUUGCACGUGGGUAAUGUUGCUUCUGGCUGCACCAGUCUGGAAUUGCAGGCCAAGUUUGAGGAGUAUGGAACCGUCUUAGAAUGCGAUAUUGUUAAGGACUACGCCUUUGUGCACAUGGAGAGAAGCGAAGAUGCCAUGGAGGCCAUCAGAGGGCUGGAUGGCACAGAAUUCAAAGGCAAACGGAUACAAGUUGAACUCUCCAAGAGUCGGCUGCGGAUGCAACCCGGGAUGGGCGAAAAAAACGGCUGUUUUCGCUGCGGGAAAGAAGGCCAUUGGUCUAAAGAGUGCCCCAAAGAUCGCGUUGGUCUCGAUGGCAAUUUUGAUGGCAGCUAUUCACGCGAUUACAUAGAUCCGUUUUCGAUGACCGCGCGGCCUAUAACUGCGUACGGAGAGCGCCCACUUUACGAUGAUCGAUUCAGGGUUGUCGAUUACUACGAGAAAUAUCGGGCAGGAGCAUAUGGAGCGGUGGGAGAUCCUUACAGCCGGGCAGAUCCAUUUUCGCCUCUUGGCACUUCCCUGCGAGAUCGUAUUCCCGCUGCGGUAAACCCCUACGAGCGGCGGCCACUGCCAACUCCCACUACUUAUUAUGGUCGCGACAGGAGCCCUUUACGUCGUCCACCACCCAUGCCUGCUUUGAGCACUGGAUAUGGGUUUGAGCGCACAGCAGUUUCUACAACUAUGUAUGACCCUACAAAUUCUGCAGCAAGAGAUUCGUACGCUACAGCCCAGUAUUCUGCAGCCCAAUAUUCUGCUGCGCAGUACUCUGCAGCACAGUAUUCUGCCGCACAGUAUUCUGCCGCACAGUACUCUGCAGCACAGUAUUCUGCCAGCCAGUACUCUGCUGCCCAGUACACUGCUGCCCAGUACUCUGCUGCUGCAGCAGCUGCCGCCCAGUACCCUGCCACCCAGUACUCUGCAUACUAACUGAAAG